Molecule: messenger RNA, 1602 nt
Organism: Mauremys reevesii (Reeves's turtle)
Lineage: Eukaryota; Metazoa; Chordata; Testudines; Geoemydidae
Gene: AQP8
Product: aquaporin 8
Exons: 5
Coding region: 238-993 (251 amino acids)
Biological process (GO): transmembrane transport; water transport
Cellular component (GO): plasma membrane
Molecular function (GO): water channel activity
Source: RefSeq, a predicted model, not a curated record
UACCCGCCUCUCCGAUUUUAUUGCAUUUUUUUAACAAUGUAAAUCCAUUCCAAUAUUCUUUUAAAGCCUCUCAUACGCUGUGUCUCUGUGCAGGUCAAGUAGGGAGCAUUCUAAUAUUUCCAUGAAACAGAUAAGCCAUUCCUCUAGGUGCAGGGUGAUCAUUGCUCGCUGAGGUCCUGCUGGCGUCAAGAGGUCUCUGCAGCUCCCAGAAGAACAGAGCACUCAGAAACUCCCCCGAUGUCUGACCUGGAGUUUGGUGGCAUGUCCAUAAAGGAGGUGGAAAUGGACGGCAAGUACAAACCGCCGCAGCCUCACUGGUAUGAGCUGUAUGCCCAGCCCUGCGUGGCCGAGCUCCUGGGGUCGGCAUUGUUCAUCUUCAUCGGGUGCGCGUCAGUGAUUGAGAACGUGGACGGCACGGGGAGGCUGCAGCCCGCCCUGGCACAUGGGUUGGCUCUUGGGCUCAUCAUCGCCAUUUUGGGAAACAUCAGCGGUGGCCAUUUUAACCCAGCUGUCUCCUUGGCCGCAUGGCUGAUUGGUGGGCUGAACAUCAUGCUGCUUAUCCCUUACUGGCUCUCCCAGCUGUGUGGGGGGCUGAUCGGAGCUGGCCUGGCAAAGAGGCGCUAUAUCUGGGGCUUGCAUGAACCCUGCCAGAGCUUUUGGACCAGCGCUUGUAGCAAACUACUGGGACUAUCACUGGGUUUACUGGGUAGGGCCCAUGGUAGCCAGCCUGCUAGUUGGUGCAUUGAUAAGGCUCCUGAUUGGCGACAGGAAAAUCCGCCUGCUCCUGAAGUGAGCCCUGGAUUGGGCCUGCCUGCGGGACACAAUCACUUAUGGAUAGGAAAUUGGCUCUACUUGGCCCUCGGGAGAAACUCUGCUUCACCACACACCAGUGCCUCCGUUCUCACUGUCUGGCCACGUGGAGCUGCUCCGGGAUCCCAGCUUUCCAGUCUGUUUCCCCCAGAGAGCAGGUGUUGGCAGGAUGAGCCCACCUGAAGCUACAGAUUCUGUAAAAAACAAACAAAUCCAAACCAAAAAAAUCAGUUGUGUUGAGAUUAAAGCAAAGGCCUGGCUGGCUGGGUAGGAGCGCUAGGAGAGCUGGCCUUUCCUCUCGGGGCUGGGGCAGUGCCCUCUUGCUACUGCACAAAUGGCAGCCAGAAGCCAGAGCAGUUGUCCUGGGGGUUAAUAUCCUGUAUGGAGAUAAGCUAAAAUGGGCAGGAGGGUCUGGUGGGCAGUGAUGAAGCAGGGCUGGCCUGGUUUGCACAGCGCUCCCGCUGGCAUGACGGAGUGCGGCUGCAGCACCUCGAUGAUGCCAAUGCGCUUGCUGCUCCAGUCGCUGGGGAAAUUUGCUUCCUUUACUGUUCUGUUCUGGAGAUGGGAGCGCCCAUCCCUGUGUUCCCCUGGCCCUACUGCGUUCCCGGCGCAGCACACGUGGUGCUUCUGCAGAAAGCACUUUAUCAUUGUGUCCCACGGCCCCAUCCCCUGUGCUGACUCUCCAGCAGUCUCUUCUGCUCCCCAGGGCUGGCUGACAUCUCCGCUGGUUGCCAGACGCUGUAAUGAGGAGCCUGCUCUAAUCCUAAUAAGGUGAAUAAAAGCCGAGUUGAA